ACCGGAGCCGCCAAGGUCCGGUCGCCGCGCGGGGAGAUGUUCCCCGCCGGGCCCGGUGCGUCGACGCACCAGGUUCGCGGCGCCUCCACUUCCGCUUCCGGUUGAAAAUGGCGGCGGCCGUGGCGGCCACGGCCCUGCCAGUCGCCUUCGGGCGGCUGGUGUCCGCGUGCGGCCGUAGCAUCCUCAGACCGUCGGGGCCCGGAGCGGGUGAGGCCAGGGCCGCGGGUGAAGGGAGGAAGUGGGCCUCCCUGUGGUCCGCUUCCCGAAGGUUCCAGUCACAGAGCACCUCGCGUCCAGAAGGAUACGUUCCUAAGACAUCCCUGAGUUCACCCCCUUGGCCUGAAGUCGUUCUGCCAGACCCCGUCGAGGAGACCAGACACCACGCAGAGGUCGUGCGGAAGGUGAACGAGCUGAUCGCCACGGGCCAGUACGGCCGGCUCUUUGCCGUGGUGCACUUUGCCAGCCACCAGUGGAAGGUGACCGCCGAGGACCUGAUUCUCAUCGAAAAUGAGCUAGACCUUGCGUGUGGAGAGAGGAUUCGGUUGGAGAAGGUCCUGCUGGUCGGCGCUGAUGACUUCACGUUGCUGGGCAAGCCGCUCUUGGGGAAGGAUCUUGUUCGCGUAGAAGCCACCGUCAUUGAAAAGACAGAAUCGUGGCCAAAGAUCAACAUGAAGUUUAAGAAAAGGAAAAACUACAGGAAGAAGAGAAUUAUUGUGAGCUCGCAGACCGUCCUCCGGAUAAACACCAUUGAGAUUGCUCCGUGUCUGUGCUGAUCGUCGAGCCGGCAUUUGCAGAAACAUAAAAAUAAACCCUUUUUCCAGGA
Messenger RNA from Eptesicus fuscus (big brown bat), 823 nucleotides. RefSeq names its product mitochondrial ribosomal protein L21 (gene MRPL21). NCBI's taxonomy places the organism in Eukaryota, Metazoa, Chordata, Mammalia, Chiroptera, Vespertilionidae. The record is from RefSeq and is a predicted model, not a curated record. Gene Ontology annotation, cellular component: ribosome; mitochondrial large ribosomal subunit. The coding region runs from base 108 to 773 and encodes 221 amino acids. The transcript is spliced from 7 exons. Gene Ontology annotation, molecular function: RNA binding; structural constituent of ribosome. Gene Ontology annotation, biological process: translation.